AUGAAGAAAGGAGCGAAUAUGGCCGGGCCGAUCCCGAUGACUGACCGGAACGCAUCUAUGGUCGGCCGUGUUCCCUCUGGACCUCUCUCCUACAACCCUCCAUCCCAUCCCUAUCCUAUUCCACAAUCCAUCCCAUCCCACAUCCAUCACAGCCCACUUAUCUUAAAGGAGGCUUCAAAGGAGGUUCAUACCCAACCUCAAGGAAAAAGGCAGCCAACACCUGGGAAUGAUAAAGAAGGGUUAGAAAAUCACUUUGGUCGAAGAAAAUCUUCAUUGGCCCGAGUGGAUUUGAGGAUAUUCUAA
Molecule: messenger RNA, 303 nt
Organism: Microthlaspi erraticum
Lineage: Eukaryota; Viridiplantae; Streptophyta; Magnoliopsida; Brassicales; Brassicaceae
Source: the annotation of a GenBank genome assembly